CGCCACACGGGGCCUUGACAAUAGAGGAGAAUCAUAGAGCGGGAUCUGGUGGGACCACUCACCCCUUGCCACCGACUUCAGCCCUUUUCGGCCGGUCUUACGAGGACCAGAUCUAGAUCUACUUCUCAAAAUCUGUGCAGGUACUUUUCGAUGGGCUUACGACCUACCCAGACUUUUGAAAACCUGAUCAGACGUCAGCACCCACUCCGGGGUCACACUGACCAUCGGGCAAUUUGUCCCCGUUGGUGCUGACUCGACUAUGCAUAGCUGGGGGCUUUUGAGCUCCGAACCAUUUCUGAUCACUUUCUACAUACAAAAGUCAUUGAGAUCCUGUCUCUACGCCUUGCUUAAUGCGACGAAAACUUGCCUUUGAUAUGUAUGCAUUAUCGCUGUGUCCUAAACAAUGAAAAAGGCGACAACAAAUCCAGACAUUACCGAGCAAAGGCGUCAUCAAAAUCGGGAAGCUCAACGCAGAUAUCGAGAAAGGCAUCGACAACGAAAAUCGUCCUACAGCGAAAGCAUUCCUAUAGUAGAGCUGGUAGAAAAUCUGCCAAAUUCGGAGCAUGAUGUGCAAGCCAAAGAGAACGGGACAUCAGCCUUGCCGCAUUUGGCAGCCGGAUCCGGCUCUCCACCGGGCAUUGAGGCCUCCACAUUGUCAAAUCAAUCAGACAAGAAUGCAAACGAAUGCGAUUGGAAUGACAUGGACGACAACGAACUUCUUACCUCCUUGUUCAAGGAUGCUUCCUCCCCGUUCACUGGACUGGGCAAAUGGCCAUCGGGUUCAAAUCAAGAGGUCAAUGGCGACUCCCUGUCGUGUCAGUCGCAUCAAAUAAGGGAGUCCGAGAUUGGAUCUCCUGCUCCUUCUCUUUCUGCUUCACCGGUUCAAUCAAAACAAAGUGAAGGCUCCCAGGACCGAGACAGCCGACAUAGCAUCGAGAGCCAGGAACGACGUGGAAAAUCUUCCCGGCAUGGACGCCUAUCAACUUUACGUGUGAAAGCUAUCGAAACUGGGCAGAUGGCUGAAAAUUGCACACAAGGAUACAAUUCCCACUCCCGAUACGGGUUGCAAGAUUGCAACAUGGAAGAUUCUCUAAUGGACCAAAGUUGGAACGUACAGACGCCAGGACAGUGCUCAUGUUCAAAACUAGCGGAUGAACUAGGAAGUGGCACGAUCGAUUACCAGUAUAAGGACAAUAUGUGUACUCGUCCCCAGUACGUCAAAAGGACUGUGUCGACAUCAACAAUUCCCGAUAAUAAAAGUACUGUGCUCAAGGCGGAUGAAAUGGCCAAGGAAUUACGGCUUUUGUAUAUUUUUGGUGUCAGGAUUGGCUUCUUUCCGAACGAUCCCUCCAUGAUCCGGUUGUUAAUAGUCUUGGAGAAUAGGUUCAGAGCCCUUUCGAUGGCAAAAGCGAAGCUCGAUUGUCCUUGAGAAUCUAAACCAAUGUCACUACAUGGUAGUUUAUAUCCUUGUUGAUAUAUAUAUGUAGACAGCCUUGAGGCCCCUAGUUGCAGCU
Messenger RNA from Xylona heveae TC161, 1514 nucleotides. RefSeq lists its product as hypothetical. Gene Ontology annotation, molecular function: DNA-binding transcription factor activity. The record is from RefSeq and is a predicted model, not a curated record. NCBI's taxonomy places the organism in Eukaryota, Fungi, Ascomycota, Xylonomycetes, Xylonales, Xylonaceae. The coding region runs from base 404 to 1429 and encodes 341 amino acids. The transcript is spliced from 3 exons. Gene Ontology annotation, biological process: regulation of DNA-templated transcription.